CGUCAACUUACUCCGUAGUGACGCCAAUUAAGUAAAUUUACAACGCGCAAGUUUCUUAACUCGAAAAUUUAUUUUUAAAAAUAAACAAUUGCCGCGCUUAAUAUAAUUUUCAAAUUUUUAACUCUCGCGCCUCGAACUAAUUCUCUUUAUUUUAAAUACUAACCCGUAAUAUUUUUACGAAGGUUACAACUGGCAUCCGAGCAUCGGAGCUGCUAUUUUUCUCAUCUUAAUUCAGACGCUCAGUCGAUUUUUUAAAAAAUAAAUCGAUUUUUAAGUGAAAGUGAAAGUGCGUUAUGUUUAAUUAUUUAUAAUUUAUUUUGGUUUUUAUUUUUUUUUUAUUUACUCAGUGGAAGUGAUCGAUUUUGAGGAUUUAAUUUAUUAUUUUUGUUAUCCUGGACGUAAAAACAAAUUAUUUGACUUUCAUAUAUUUAUUAUGGUAAUGCUUACUUUUGAAAUUUGUGGAGGCUAAACACUAUUUUACGUUGGCGCCAACCAAAUAUAUAGACGAGACGGACAGCGGUGGUGGCGGCGAAACGGCAGGGGUACUAUGGGAGCUGGGGAAUGGAGGGCGGAGGAGGGCUACAGGCCACGGACCUCCACCGGCGGCUUAUUAAAACGACAUCCAGAAGAACUAAAAGUUCUCAAAAAUUUUUACAGCCCUUAGAGAAUGAAUGUUCUGCGGAAGUUUAUUCUCUCGAUGACGAGAGAUCGAUUCCCUGGACAACAGCAGGCUUCACUUCCGGCCAGCCCACCUGUCUUGGGAUCGGCAAAACACGUGGUAAACGUCAGUUGAGGGCGCAAGACAGCAGCAUUGCGUGGCCAUGUCUUGUUAAAGACAAGUUGGUGAGUCUGAAACAGGGAAACUAUCGUCAAGAGAGUCUGGAAGCAUCAUUUAACAAUUUGAGAAGCGGCACUAGUGUAAUUGAGAAUGUGGAUCAAGAGAACGAGGAGAUGGAGAGAAGAAGGUUACGAAGGUGCAGAGGCUUCCGACAAUUUACGGAAAUGCUCGUUGGAACGUUACUACUUGGGGUUGUUCUACUCAUUACACCAGGUCUCUGUCAUCAGGAUGCAGUUCAUAUAACAGCUAUUUUGGGUGAAAGUGUUGUCUUCAAUUGCCAUGUUGAGUUUCCCGGUGAGCAUCCAGUGCCCUAUGUUCUCCAAUGGGAGAAGAAGGUAGGCGACACGGAGAUACCAAUAUACAUUUGGUACGAGUCGUAUCCAACCCACAGUGGAGAGGGAUAUGAAGGACGAGUGUCACGAGUCAGUCCUAAUUCCCCAUAUGGAAUCGCGAGCCUCAAUCUCACCAACAUACAAGAAAAUGACCAAGGAUGGUACGAGUGUAAGGUUGUCUUCCUCAACAGAUCACCUAAUAGUCCAAAAAAUGGAACAUGGUUUCAUCUGGAUGUCCAUGCACCACCAAGAUUUACGAUGACUCCCGAAGAGAUGAUCUACGUUAAUCUAGGCGAUGCAAUUAUAUUAAAUUGUCAAGCCGAGGGCACACCAACACCGGAAAUAGUUUGGUACAAGGACGCCAAUCCAGUAGCGACUUCGAGUACUAUUGGAAUUUUUAACGAGGGCACAGAGCUACGAAUAGCGUCAAUCAAGAACGAUGAUAUUGGUGAUUAUACUUGUAUCGCAAGAAACGGAGAAGGCCAAAUUAGCCAUUCAGCUCGAGUCGUAAUUGCCGGAGGAGCAAUAAUAAUUGUGCCGCCAACAAACCAAACAAAAUUAGAGGGUGAAAAGGCUCAAUUUUCUUGCGAAGCAAAAGCUCUCCCCGGAAAUGUAACAGUCCGUUGGUUUCGGGAAGGAGCUCCAGUGACAGAAGUAUCUGAAUUAGACACUAGAGUGUCGAUACGUAAAGAUGGAAGUCUAGUCAUCAACCCUGUGAGUGCCGAUGACUCGGGUUUUUACCUCUGCGAAGUAACCAACGGAAUCGGUGAACCCCAAAGCGCUACUGCUUAUCUUAAUGUCGAAUAUCCUGCAAAGGUAACAUUCACGCCUACAAUCCAAUUUUUACCGUUUCGAUUGGCUGGUGUCGUUCAAUGUUAUAUUAAAGCCAAUCCUCCUCUACAAUACGUCACAUGGACCAAAGAUAAACGUCUUCUCGAACCUUAUCAGACGAAGGAUAUCGUAAUAAUGAAUAAUGGUUCUCUACUUUUUACUCGCGUUAACGAAAAUCACCAGGGAAAGUACACAUGUACGCCUUACAAUGCUCAUGGAACGCAAGGUGGAUCAGGACCUAUGGAGGUUUUAGUAAGAAAUCCUCCUGUAUUUACAAUAGAGCCUGAGCCAAUGUAUCAAAGGAAAAUUGGCGAAACUGUUGAAAUGGCUUGUGAUGCUCAGGAAGCCGACGGGACUGAAAAACCAUCGAUUCAAUGGCAAAGGGGCAAUGGUACGCCUUUGGAACGCAAUCGAGCGAAAAUGGUCGGUGGCAAUCUCACAAUAGAAGGCUUGCGUCGAAAUGAUUUUGGUUAUUAUCAAUGUGUUGCUUCAAAUGAAGUCGCUGUAAUAGUCUCAUCGACUCAAUUAAUCGUCGAAGGAUCUCAGCCACAUGCGCCUUACAAUGUCACUGGUACCGCUUCGCAGUUUUCAGUGACGCUUCAUUGGCUUCCAGGUUACUCUGGAGGGCCCGACUAUAAACAAGACUAUACAAUUUGGUAUCGUGAAGCAGGCACGCCAACUUGGAGAACUCCUAUACCAGUUACUCCUUCUGGUAGUACAUCAGUGACGAUCAAUAGUUUAUCACCAGGGACCUUAUAUGAAUUUCAGGUCGUUGGUAAAAAUGCUAUCAGCGACAAUAUGACGAGUAAAAUAACAACAAUAAAAACGCUCGGUAAAAUUAAUUCUUCACCCCGACGGACACGUAAUUACGACGUUGGCAUCUCCCCUCCAGCAACGACCCCCAUAAAUACUGGAGGGAUUACGUCUGAUCAAAACGCUGGACCAAGACCUGGACCUCCGAGAAAUUUAACUGUCACGGAAAUAAGCAACGGCUUUUUGAUAACUUGGCAGCAACCUUUGGAGAAAAGUCAUCUUAUUCAGUACUAUGACAUCAAGUACAAAACUGAUGGGCCUUACAGAACUCUCAAUAAAGGACAAAUUCGACCUGAAGAAACCAGUUAUCUUGUUAAAAAUCUUGUCGGUGGAAGAACGUAUUACUUUAGAGUAUUCGCACACUCGGCGACGACCCACAGCUCGAGCGAUGAGGUGAAAUUCCCUGUGCCAGCUCGCGUCAAGCACAAGGCCAUCACUGCCGGAGUUGUAGGUGGUAUACUAUUCUUCAUUGUCGCAAUAAUCCUCAGUAUAUGUGCUGUUAAAAUAUGUAAUAAGCGGAAACGACGAAAACAAGAAAAAGAACUGAUUUCAGCAUAUAAUCUGGUAGCCUGCAGGCCCACAGAUGCUCGCAAUGGGGCUGGUCAAGUGCCCCCGGGAACAGUGCCUUUGAAAAAAGCUAGAAAAAGCCGAGUACCAGGUUUGAAUCUUCUCCGUGAAAUCCUGACCGCCGAUAGCCCGGAUACUUAUCGCUGUCGGCCACUCAGCAAAAUAUCCCGAGCAGCAGACGGCCGUUUCGUGAUAGCAGAUUCAGUAAUAAGUUCAGCAAACAAUAGUAUACUUGAUGCAUCCAGUAGCGACGACGGUGGAUUUCUUCCAAAAUCAAGUCGACUCAAGUCAUCAUGGCGACGACCAUUAGUUGGGACCAGUCAAAUGAGCCUGCGUUCCGACGGUAGCGGAGUAUCAGUCAGCAUGCCUCCAUCAGCAUAUCUCGGUAUCAGUAACCCUCUGAUGCAGCCAAUGCAAACAAUCUGCACAAUAUCACCAGGAUUUUUUGCCAGUUCUCCAAACGCUCCAGUUUCCGUUCCAUGGAGUCCUACAACUACAAUGUACCUCAGUGAUUUAAGUUCCGUACGUCAGCCAUCAUCAGUAGAACGUUCUUUCCCAACACCACCAGGUUAUCAUCAGCAACUGCGUAAUCUCCAUCAACGUUACAGUCAAGAGUUGCCAUCAUUGAAAGCAAUCCAUGCUGAAUCCCAGCGAUUUAUUCCCGUUCAUCCACUGGCUACAUCAUCGCCACCUCAAACAGCUGGAAGACCACGUGCUAGAUUGCCACCAAGACACGCAAAACAUGCGCGGUCAGCACCAGAAUUAGCAGCGUCUCCAGAUCUCCAUUUAUCAGAAACCUCACCAGAAAGUAGAUCCAGUAGUUCUGGUUUCGGUAGCAAAAAUACAUCACAGCAAAAUCAGAGCUCACGAAGUGGCAGCACUGUCGCCGAAUGGCGACCACCUCCUUACCGACCCCCGCCACCGCCACUACUUGGACGAUGGCUUGAACUUCAAGACCAACCGGUAAAAAUACCACAUGGUCAUCCAGCAGUCGAUGUCGGAAGCGUUGAUGGUCACUACGAAUUCGAUCCGGUUUCUUGCACACCGACUCCGACUUCAGCGUCAACACCAACCAGGGAAGAACGACCCCCAGUUCAUCAUAUCCAUAUUCAAUUACCGAUUCAUCAGGUUCACACGACUACUGCACAUCAUCAACCUUCGAGGUACACUAGGGACUCGAUAGAGGCAAGGGUACAGGCUAUGAAGGCUGAGUUUCAUCAGUUCCGACAGAGACAAGCGAGACGGAAACGAAGUGCGCAGUUGGAGAGUGCGUGCUGAUAAAUAAUUAACAAUAAUGAGAGUGAUUGUUUUGAGUAACAAUUGUUUGAUUAAUAUGAAAGUUUAAAUUACAUUUUGUUUUUUUUUUAAGAAGGGUGUGAUUUUUAAAUAUUACGCUGGUUUAAUCAUAAUAUUGAGCGGUCAGAACGGACAUUAUUAAAAUGGAAAAAUAAAAUUUUCGCUACUGUAGAAUUUAACAAUAGGUUGCUAAUAUUCAAAUGCUUCACACACCUAAAGUAUUGACUUAAGAUAUUUUAUUGUUAUUUUUAAUUAUGUUUUCAAAUAUAGUUAUUUAUUUUUUUUAAAUUCUUUUUUUCAAAAAUAUUAAAUUUUCAUUUGGAAAAUUAAUUAUUGUGUAAUUUAAAUAUUUAAAUAAAACAUUGCUAUGAUGUUAAGGAGGUUCGACCGAGACUAGUGAGUCAAAGUAGUGUUUGAAUUUUUUUGUUUGCUAAAUUCUUCUUAUAGUUAUGAAAACUCAUUAUUUUAAUUUAUAAUAACAUAACGAAUUCAUAAAUUAAUAUUUAUUAGUUAUUUAAUUAAAGAAAGUAAUGAAAUGACUUGGUUAUUUUUGACUCAUGAUUUAAUAAAAAGAUUUGGCAACAGCGCGCUCUAACUUCUUACACAUCGAUAUUCAAAUUAAAGCGGGAAAAAUUUAUUUAUAAUCUCGUCUCUCUUAUUAAUGUAUUUCUAUCUUUGUUUUUUAUCUCAGCUGCUUCCGCGACGUUGCCAUACCCUCAAUAAUUUGUAUCUCUGUCGAUAAACGAAAUUAAAUAAUAAAGUUUAACUUGAAUUAUUUAAAUAAUUACAACGGUAACACUAUAUUGUUAAAAUCUUAUCAUAUUCCAAAAAUAUUCAUGUUUAUGGCAUGUGGUUUUUUAUUUCUUAAACUUGGGAGGUUAAUAAUGAAAAUAAUCGAACAAGUCAUGACGAAAGCUUGUCCGCCAUAAGAGCCUGUGUAUAAGAACUUUGAAAACGUCAUUUUUUAAUCUUUUUUUCUAAAAAACUAGGCGGUGGGUCAUAUUCAAAUUUUGAGAAUUCAUAGAUAAAGUACUUCUUUACAUGUAUACUAAGUUUCAAAUCUUAAAGUUGGAAAAUCCUUUUUACAUUAGAUUCGGUCGAACCUCCUUAAAGUAACGCUAGGUUAUGUUACCCAUCUAACGGAAAUUUGAAUUUAAAAUCUCCGUUAGAUGGCCGACAUAACUUAGCGGUACUAUCGCACCAUAACCUAUUAUAGGGUUACCAUCCCCGUUUUUGGGUUACCCGGGGCAAUCUGGGUAGGUUUUUUUGACAUUUUAGAUA
Molecule: messenger RNA, 5958 nt
Organism: Microplitis demolitor
Lineage: Eukaryota; Metazoa; Arthropoda; Insecta; Hymenoptera; Braconidae
Product: protein turtle
Exons: 16
Coding region: 562-4659 (1365 amino acids)
Biological process (GO): axon guidance; homophilic cell-cell adhesion; dendrite self-avoidance
Cellular component (GO): plasma membrane; axon
Molecular function (GO): cell-cell adhesion mediator activity
Source: RefSeq, a predicted model, not a curated record